AAUACAAAGCUGUGUUUAACAGCAUGUAGCCGCAGCGUUGAACUCCAGCAGAACCGAGAACCGGACCCGAAAUUUACCCGUCCUUUUUAACCUUUUAAGACUUCAUAAACCGACAGAAAAAAGUCUACAGAUAUGGGAGUCCCGGCGUUUUUCCGCUGGCUAAGCCGGAAGUACCCGUCAAUCAUCGUCCACUGUUUGGAGGAGAAGGGGAAAGAGUGUAAUGGAGUUCGGAUCCCAGUGGACACGACCAAGCCCAAUCCUAACGAGGUGGAAUUUGAUAACCUGUACUUGGACAUGAACGGGAUCAUUCACCCGUGUACGCACCCUGAAGACAAGCCUGCGCCUAAGAAUGAAGAUGAAAUGAUGGUUGCUAUUUUCGAGUACAUAGAUCGGUUGUUUAACAUCGUGCGUCCCAGGAGGGUUCUCUACAUGGCCAUUGAUGGAGUGGCUCCACGGGCCAAAAUGAACCAGCAGCGCUCUCGGCGGUUCCGUGCCUCCAAAGAAGGAGUUGAGCUUACAGACGAGAAGAAUCGUAUGAGGGAGGAGAUCAUCCAGAGAGGAGGCUAUCUUCCUCCGGAGGAGAUAAAGGAGAGGUUUGACAGCAACUGCAUCACUCCUGGAACAGAGUUCAUGGACAACCUGGCUCAGUGUCUACGUUACUAUGUGGCAGACCGCCUCAGUAACGAUCCAGGAUGGAAGAACGUUGUUGUCUUCCUGUCUGACGCCAGUGUUCCAGGUGAAGGAGAGCACAAGAUCAUGGAUUUCAUCAGGAGACAGAGAGCUCAGCCCAACCACGACCCCAACACGCACCACUGCCUGUGUGGAGCCGACGCGGACCUCAUCAUGCUGGGCCUGGCCACACACGAGCCUAACUUCACCAUCAUCAGAGAGGAGUUCAAACCCAACAAGCCGCGACCCUGCUCGCUCUGCGGACAGAUGGGGCAUGAGAUCAAGGACUGUCAGGGCGUGGCCCGGGAGAAGCAGGGGCAGCACGAUGAGUUUGCAGACUCGAUGCCUGCAGCCGAGCAGGAGUUCAUCUUCAUCAGGCUCUGUGUUCUGCGAGAGUACUUGGCCAGAGAGCUGACCAUGGCCAGCCUGCCGUUUCCUUUUGACUUCGAGAGGAGUGUCGACGACUGGGUCUUCAUGUGCUUCUUUGUAGGAAACGACUUCCUGCCACAUCUUCCAUCCUUGGAGAUCAGGGAGGGAGCGAUAGACCGGCUGGUGAACAUCUACAAAGAUGUUGUGCACAAAACAGGAGGCUACCUGACUCAGAAUGGAUACGUCAACCUGGAGCGAGUGGAGAUGAUCAUGCAGGCUGUGGGUGUGGCAGAGGACAACAUCUUCAAGAAACGCAAAGAGGACGAUGAAAACUUCAAGAGGAGAAACAAGGAGAAACGGAAGAGGAUGAAAGCCCAGCAGCAGGGUCCUGCCUUCAUGACCACCGGCCAGUUUGCCCCUCAGGCCCUGGGGAGAAGAGACCGUCCUGAACCAGUCCAGAAUGCUCGGUACCAGGCCUGUGACAUGAGGAUGCAGUCUGCAGAGCAGCACAACAAGGAUGCUGCUCAGUCCCUGAAGUCCUUGAUGAGGAACGGAGGCAAGUCGUCUGCAGGCGUCAGUGAUGGCCCAGACAGCAGAGGAGUGAAAAGGAAAGCCGAGGACAGCGACAGCGAGCCGGAGCCUGAAGACAACGUCAGGCUGUGGGAGGAGGGCUGGAAGCAGAGAUACUACAAGACCAAGUUUGAUGUGGACGUGUCCGACGAGGGUUUCAGGAAGAAGGUCGUUCAGUCCUACGUGGAGGGUCUGUGCUGGGUGCUGCGCUACUACUACCAGGGCUGCGCCUCCUGGAAGUGGUAUUUCCCAUUCCACUAUGCUCCGUUUGCCUCGGAUUUCAAAGACAUCAAAGCGAUGUUCUCAGAGUUCGAGAAGGACACGAAGCCGUUUAAACCUCUGGAGCAGCUCAUGGGAGUGUUUCCUGCCGCCAGCGGUAACUUCCUGCCGCCGACAUGGAGGAACCUGAUGAUGAGCGCGGAUUCCUCCAUCAUUGAUUUCUACCCUGAUGACUUCGCCAUCGACCUGAACGGGAAGAAAUACGCCUGGCAGGGUGUGGCCUUGCUGCCGUUUGUGGAUGAACGUCGUCUGAGGGCAGCUCUGGCUGAAGUUUACCCUGACCUGACCACCGAUGAAGUGAGAAGAAACAGUUUGGGAAGCGACAUUUUGUUUCUGGGGAGGUCUCACCCGCUGUUUGACUUCAUCCAUGAGCUGUACCGCUCAGAGACCCGUGAGGGAGCCGUGGUCCCUGCUGAGCUCUGCCAUGGGAUCCAAGGAAACUUGAACCUUGAUGACAAUCCAGUCCUACCAGAUGAGACGGUGAAGUCACCCAUCCCAGUGCUGCGGGACAUUUCACACAACAGCUCCAUCAAUGUGAAGUUCAUGGAUCCUCAGUACGCUGAAGGCUUUGUGUUCAAAGCUGUGCUGCUGCCAGGAGCAAAGAUGCCCACCAAGGUGCUGAAACCAGAGGACUAUGAGAGGGGGAACCGGGGCCCAUGGAGACCCCAGCUGGGCUUCAACCCCAACAGACAGCAGGCCCACCUGGACCAGUCAGGCUUCAGAGCACUGGGUCACAGUCUGAACCGAAACCAGCAGCUUGGAGGACAGUACAGUAACGCACCGCCUCCCAGCAGCUACCAGCAGGGGAGCUACAACCGUCCUGCUCACGGCAGCAGCCACCAACACUUCCAACAUUCCAGGCAGAACACCAUGCCGCGAGCGCCGGCCUCCUUCAGCAGCGUCCCACCCCAGUUUCCGAGGCAGCCGCAGCAGUACAGAAGCGGGGGCCCCUCUGAGGGCCACGGCUGGGAUCGGACCCUCCAGGCUCAGCAGUCUGCGUACCAGCAGAACCUCAGACGCGGAGGAGCGGCGCCAAGCGGCUACGAGCAGCGCUACGAUCAGCGCAGAGACGACUGGAGCAAUCGCCGUGACAACCGGGGCCAAGGGCAGCAUCAUCAGGGCUUCUCCUCCGGCAGGGGAUACCCUCCUCCUCCUCCAUCCCAGCGUUAUCACUGGAAUUAAAGUGAUUUAUGGGAAUUUUUUUAAUACUUUUUUUGUCCAUUGUACAAUAUUUUCCCUUUUUAAAACCAGCUUGUAUAAUGUGUGCCGUUUAUGAAGUCCGUUUAAUCUGUUUUUCCAGGUGAGAUAAUAGUCCAAAUGUUUGUUUCUGAGAGAAAAUGUCUCCAAUAAAAAUGACGGAAUAAAACAAAUGUUGCUGGAA
Messenger RNA from Girardinichthys multiradiatus, 3268 nucleotides. RefSeq names its product 5'-3' exoribonuclease 2 (gene xrn2). NCBI's taxonomy places the organism in Eukaryota, Metazoa, Chordata, Actinopteri, Cyprinodontiformes, Goodeidae. Gene Ontology annotation, biological process: nuclear-transcribed mRNA catabolic process. Gene Ontology annotation, molecular function: RNA binding; zinc ion binding; 5'-3' RNA exonuclease activity. Bases 133 to 3069 code for a protein of 978 amino acids. The transcript has 31 exons. Gene Ontology annotation, cellular component: nucleus. The record is from RefSeq and is a predicted model, not a curated record.